Molecule: messenger RNA, 10736 nt
Organism: Brienomyrus brachyistius
Lineage: Eukaryota; Metazoa; Chordata; Actinopteri; Osteoglossiformes; Mormyridae
Product: SH3 and multiple ankyrin repeat domains protein 3-like
Exons: 24
Coding region: 298-5757 (1819 amino acids)
Cellular component (GO): postsynaptic density; postsynaptic membrane; dendritic spine
Molecular function (GO): ionotropic glutamate receptor binding; synaptic receptor adaptor activity
Source: RefSeq, a predicted model, not a curated record
CUUCCCGGGUCUAAACACACUCUUUGGUGCUUUCCAGUUUCCUGAAGCUUAUAUGCAGCGAGUGGACCGGCACAGACGUGAAGAGAAUUGGUCUGAGCAAAACAGAGGGUGAAACAAGUGAGGCAGCCGAGUUCUGCUCGUUUAACUUGUUUACUCCUUCCACACUUUUUCUUUAUCGGACACGAGGAUCAGAGGACACUGCAGAGAAGGACAGCGGAAGUGUGAAGCCAGUGUCUUCUGCAUGAGCGCUGUGAUGAGCCCUCUGAAGUGAGCGCGGCUGAACCCCUCUCACAGAGCAUGCCUCUGAGUCCGGCAGCCGGCAAACAUGAGCCAGCGGAGCAGCGGCAGCAGGAGGCGGAGUUGCUGCUGCAGCAGCAGCUGUGUGCUACCAACGGCGACCGGGGCGACUCGGACAGCUCCAGAGAAGACUCCGUGUACGACACCAUCCGCUCGGUGGCCGACAAGCCCCCCGCCGGCCCCAUGGACGAGCCCCGAGGCAGCACCAUCGUGAUCCGCAUAGGAAUCCCGGACCUGCAGCAAACAAAAUGCAUGAAGUUCAACAUGGACGCCCCCAUCUGGUCCUCCAAGCAGCGCAUCCUGUGUACUCUGAAUCAGAGCCUGAAGGACGUGCUGAACUACGGCCUGUUCCAGCCGGCCUACAACGGCAAGGCUGGCAAGUUCCUGGACGAGGAGCGGCUGCUGAAGGAGUACCCCCUGCCGGCCAUCGCCCCCGUGCCCUAUCUGGAGUUUCGCUACAAGAGGCGUGUUUACACUCAGAGUCAUCUGGACGAUAAACAGCUGGCCAGGCUGCACACCAAGGCCAACCUGAAGAAAUUUAUGGAGCACGUCCAACAGAGGAACACUGAGAAAGUCUCGAGGAUGCUAGAGAAAGGGCUCGACCCGAAUUUCCACGAUCCGGAUUCAGGAGAAUGUCCCCUGACGAUGGCAGCCCAGCUGGACGGAUCUGCAGAGCUCAUCAAAGUUCUGAGGAGCGGAGGAGCCCACGUGGACUUCAGGACCAAGGACGGCAUAACGGCUCUGCACAAGGCCGUGCGCAGCAAGAACCACGUGGCCCUCAUCACGCUGCUGGACCUGGGUGCAUCCCCGGACUACAAGGACAGCCGGGGCCUGAGCCCGCUGUACCACAGCUCCAUGGUGGGGGGAGACCCCUACUGCUGCGAACUGCUGCUGCACGAUCACGCGCAGGUGGGCUGCCUGGACGAGAACGGCUGGCAGGAGAUCCACCAGGCCUGCCGCUAUGGACACGUGCAGCACCUGGAGCACCUGCUGUUCUAUGGUGCGGACAUGAGUGCGCAGAAUGCCUCGGGAAACACAGCGCUGCACGUCUGCGCCCUCUACAACCAGGACAGCUGUGCCAGGGUUCUUCUGUUCCGAGGGGCCAACAAAGAAAUUAAGAAUUACAACAAUCAGACAGCCUUUCAGGUGGCCAUCAUCGCCGGGAACUUUGACCUGGCUGAGAUCAUUAAGAUCCACAAAGUAUCGGAUGUCGUGCCUUUCAGGGAAACCCCUACCUAUACCAACCGGCGGCGUCUGGUUACCAGUGGCCUGGCUCCACCCCACUCCCUGCUGCGCUCCGCCAGUGACAACAACUUGAAUGUGGAUGGGGGCCGGGGCUACUAUUCGCCGGCGCCAUCGCUGCGCAGCCUGCCCCCCGCCGACGCCGCUGACAGCAGCUUACAGAGCACAGCCAGCUCACGCAGCUCACACUCACGCUCGCCGUCACUGCGCCGUGCCCAGGACGAGGCCGAGCGCCUGGGGCUGCGCCGCGUGGCCCGAGGUCGUCUCAGCCCCAGCACGGUGCAGCGGGAGCCCAGCCCCCCGCCCCCGCAGCCGGCCGCCAUCACGGGGCCCCGGGGCCCCAAACGGAAGCUCUACAGCGCGGUCCCCGGGCGCACCUUCAUUGUGGUGAAGCCUUACACACCACAGGGGGAGGGCGAGAUCCAGCUCAACAGAGGGGAGAGGGUGAAAGUGCUGAGCAUCGGCGAAGGGGGAUUCUGGGAAGGCUCCGUGAAGGGACGCACUGGCUGGUUCCCCGCAGAAUGUGUGGAGGAGGUGCAGAUGCGGCAGUAUGACCCUCGCUUGGAGACACGGGAGGACCGGACCAAACGCCUCUUCAGACACUAUACCGUGGGCUCCUACGACACCUUCACCUCCUACAGUGAUUACAUCAUUGAAGAGAAGAAUGCUGUCCUCCAAAAGAAGGAGAAUGAAGGCUUCGGAUUCGUGCUACGUGGCGCUAAAGCGGAGACGCCCAUCGAGGAGUUUACGCCCACGCCGGCCUUUCCUGCGCUCCAGUACCUGGAGUCCGUGGAUGUGGAGGGCGUGGCCUGGAGGGCGGGCCUGCGCACAGGAGAUUUCCUGAUCGAGGUAAACGGAGUCAAUGUGGUGAAGGUGGGCCAUAAGCAGGUGGUCUCUCUGAUCAGACAGGGGGGCAGCCAUCUGCUCAUGAAGGUGGUCUCGGUUACCCGCAAGCCUGAGUCAGAAGAGGUGGUCCGGAAGAAAGCUCCGCCACCACCCAAGAGGGCGCCCAGCACCACCCUGACGCUGCGGUCCAAGUCCAUGACAGCUGAGCUGGAGGAGAUCGCUUCUGCAAGGAGGAGAAGAGGGGAAAUGCUGGACGAAAUGCUGGCCUCCCAGGAGCCUGUGCUGCGGGCAGCGGUGGCCGAUGCCGACUACAGGGCUGCCACUGUGAAACAGCGCCCGACGAGCAGGAGGAUCACGCAGGCCGAGAUCAGCUCGCUGUUUGAGCGGCAGGGAAUGGUGCUUCAUGGAGGGAUUCCCCUGGAGAUGGACAAAAGUCACAUUCAGCUGCCCAAAGGAAUGUCCAGGACCAAGUCUUUCGGGGCGACUGAAGAGGAUAGAAUCUCCGCUCUGCUCGCAGAACAUCGGUUUCCAAGGAGCUCGUCAAUGACGGACAGCCUGAGAGAGAGCCGCAUCAUCCCUCCACCUCCCCAAAGUGCCCCCCCGCCACCCCCAUCUCCAUACUACCUGGACACAGGCCCCCCACCCUCUUUCUGUCCCCCCCCUCCCCCCGGGCGGGGUCAUGAUCAAAGUCGCUCCAGCUUUAAGCCAGGUUCCGAGGCAAAGCUGCACGGCCUGUCGCAGGUCGUUACCCCAGCCGAGAUGUAUGAGCCACCGCGGCCCUCAGCCCACGCUGAGCGGCAGAAGAAGGCCCGCUCCAUGAUCAUCCUGCAGGACUCAUCGCAUCUCCCCGUGGAACCCACCGACAUUCCCCGCCCUGGGCCGUCCUCCACCCCUCCCGAAAAGAUCAAACGCAAAGGGAGAGUGAUUGACAACCCCUAUGCCAACGUGGGCCAAUUCAGCAUUGGCCUUUACACUCCCACCAAGCCCCAGCGCAAGAAGAGCCCCCUGGUCAAGCAGCUGCAGGUCGAAGAUGCACAUGAGCGAGUGUCUUUGGCACUCGCGUCUGCCCAUGCCAGGGACCAGUCCCCUUCAGGCAGAAUCCCUCACACAAGCCGAUCCGAGUACUACCAGCAGCAGCUGCUGCAAGAGCGAACCCGGUCCCCUGGUGAGGGCCAGCAGGCCAAGGGUCCCUUUGCCGCUGCCAUCGCCGGGGCCGUGAAGGACAGAGAGAAGCGGCUGGAGGAGCGUAGGAAAUCCACAGUCUUCCUAUCUGUAGGCACCAUGGAAAGUAGCGGCAGUGUGUCGGAGCAGCCGUCUUUGACGCAGUCCCGGUCCGUGGAUGACAGGCUUCUCAGCAGGGAAUUGGGCCAGCUGCCUCCCCCCAUCUUCGCUUUGCGACCAUCACAGAGCGGAACCACCUUCAUCCACCCCCUGACCGGGAAGCCCCUGGACCCCAACUCCCCCCUCGCCCUUGCGCUGGCCGCAAGAGAGCGGGCUCUGACAUCCCAAAGCCAGUCACCUGCCAGCAGCCCAGAGCCCAGGACUAAACAGGAGAAACUGUUGUAUGUUGAUACCCAGACCAAAGAGGCAGAGCAAUUGGAGGCAGAGGGUGGGUUAAUAUCACCCCCUUAUUCUCCUGGAACUAAAGAAGGUUAUCAAAUUACACCAGAGGAUGUGACCCCUUCAAGAGAUCAAUGGGGGACCCCCACCAUGCGGCGCAAAGAAAUUUUGAUGACGGAGGACAGGGAGCCAGAGGAUAAGAAGAACAUGUUGAUUGGUAUCAUGGACCCUUCCCCGGAGAAGGCAGCUGGCCUCAUCAUGCUUCAUGCAACCAGCAAUGGGCAAGCACUGGGACUCAGUUUGGAAGAGCCUGCAGCAUCACCCAAAGGGGUGACUCCUGAGCCUGCUGAACCAGCCUUAGCUGAAGGAAAGGCCCACGUACCGAUGCCAGAAACCACCACCUCCCAACCACCAGCGGGGCCAGCUGUGGAGAAAACGCUGGCGCAAGGCAGCUCUGAGGAGGACGUGGAACCCUACACUGUCACCCUCCCGCCUGCCCUGCUGACCUCAAGUGACGAAGAGACCCGAGAGGAGCUCCGGAAGAUCGGGGUGGUGCCCCCACCGGAUGAGUUUGCCAAUGGCUUACUGCCAAAGGUGGUUCACGCCCCUGUGUCUCAGCUGGCAAAACCGGCUGCACCUUCCACUUCAAGCCAAGCAGUGGCAGCAGCCCCAUCUGCUGGUGGAACACCCUCAGGGAAGCCUUCUGACACCCACCUGGUGCCCGAGUCUGCCGACUCUGGGGUUGAAGAGGUGGACACCCGCAGCUCCAGCGACCACCAUCUGGAGACCACGAGCACCAUCUCUACAGUCUCCAGCAUGUCCACACUGUCGUCAGAGAGCGGUGAGCCCACCGACACGUACACCUCCUACGCCGACGGGCAGACUUUUAUACUCGACAAGCCGCCAGUGCCUCCAAAGCCCAAACUCAAGUCCCAGCUCAGCAAGGGGCCUGUGACCUUCAGGGACCCUCUACUGAAGCAGUCCUCGGAUAGCGAGCUCCUCUCCCAGCAACACGUGGCUGCACUGGCUGCGGCCGCUGGUACCGGCCGACCCCGCUACCUCUUCCAGAGAAGGUCCAAGCUUUGGGGGGAUCCCGUGGAGACGCGGCCGCUGCCCGGUCCCGAGGACGGCAAGCCCACUGUGAUCAGUGACCUGAGCUCCAGGCUCCAGCAGCUGAACAAGGACACGCGCUCGCUUGGUGAGGAGCCCAUGGGAGCACUCGACCCUGGGAGGAAGUCGCCGGUCUCGGGAGCCAGACUAUUCAGUAGUUUAGGAGAGCUGCACACCAUCUCUCAGAGGAGCUACGGCACUACCUACACCAUCCGACCCGGCACCCGGUACCCUAUUACCCGUCGGACUCCCAGCCCGGGCAGAGGCUCCUCCUCCCCUGAUAGGACAGACCCUCUAGGGCUGGGGCGGAGCUACGGCUUGGCUACAUCCCCCACGACCCCACCCACCAUCCUCAAGUCAUCCAGUCUGAGCAUCCCGCAUGAGCCCAAGGAGGUGCGCUUUGUGACGCGGAGCGCCCGCAGCCGCUCGCCCUCGCCUUCGCCCUCGCCCACGCUGGCCUCCCCCCUGCUCGCUCUCAGGCCCUUCCACCAGAAGCCCCUGCAUCUAUGGAAUAAGUACGAUGUGGGUGACUGGCUGGAGAGCAUCAACCUGGGCGAGCACCGCGACCGCUUCCAGGAGCACGAGAUCGAGGGCUCGCACCUGCCGGCCCUGACCAAGGACGACUUUGCCGAGCUGGGCGUCACGCGGGUGGGCCACCGCAUGAACAUCGAGCGCGCUCUCAAGCAGCUGCUGGAGAGCUGACCCCUGCCACCGCCGUUCCUCUUGGGCUCCGCCUUUCUUUUCCCUUCAAGCCUUUAGCGUUCUGUUUCUAUUAUCAAUUGAAAUGAUAUAUAUACAGUCCCUGCGCUGCACUGUAAGGAAGGUAAAAGACCCGCCCCCUGCCCUCGCACUCAGCCAGUCGGCCUGGAGUGACAUCUUGCUUCUCCAGGAAGAAAGUUGCAUGAAUUCCAGAAGGAAGGUCCCAUUUGUGCACGCUUGGCGUCAAAGCCCCGCCCCUUUCUGCAAACCCCAGCCCCGCCCCAAGCAUCCUGUCCCCGCCCAUUUUUGCAAACCCCAGCCCCACCCCAAGCAUCCUGUCCCCGCCCACUAUCUUAACAGCCUCUAGUUUUCCAGGUGAAACGGUGUCACCUUGGAAAAGCUUCCAGAAGGAAAGUUCCGUUGCCUUUCCAAAUAUUUUUAAUGAUCAGUAAUGAAAAGCAGAGUCCUGGCAACAGACCUUCAUCUGAGGGGGGGGGGGGGGGGUCAUGCCUCUCACAUUUGGAAUUUUAAUAGAGCAGUUAUAUUCAUCCAGUACGGGACGGUCAUUAUGGGGCAAACAGUCGCAAUGGAAGGUGUGAUAUUUUCAGAUUCUUUUACUGACUGUGGGAUUAUAUUAGGAGAAUGUUUUAACAACAAUAUUGGCUUUUUCAUAAUCAAGGUGUUAUUUUCAAAAAGAAAUAUUGCAUAGAUAUGAUUUGUGUAUUUAGAUUAAAACUUUAAAUAAGGAAGAUUUUAAUGUCUCCAUUCAAAAGAUGGAGGUUUGACAAUAAAAAGCUGGUAUAUAUAAAGAUAUAUAAAGAUAUAUAAUAUAUACCGUUUUGUUAUAGAUUCCCUAACCCUAUGAUACACGGUGUUACAUAAAGCUACAUUGUGUCAAAUGAACUUUCCUGAUGUGAUCCUUCCUGACACCCACAACCUCCCCCCCAGCUCCAAGGUUUCUGUCACACUUUCCUCUGUCAUGAAACAUGGUCUUCCGUCUGAAAAAGCACACACCCCUACAGGGGGCCCUGGACACCUACUCCAUCAUAACGCACCCCCAGCCCUCCAUCCCGUCAGUGAAUUCAGUUUUGGAUGUACCCGAGAAAGAUGAUCGGCAAUCAGAUUGGGGGGGUGGGGUGUUACCAAGCCAGGUAGGUCUGCAGGGCUCCCCCCGGUCCUUCUGAAUUCUGAAAGUAGGGAUUGUCCUGUUUCUGGUCUUCAGCAAGGGUUUUCUCCUCCUCCUGUUCCUCCUCGCCUCCUUCUCCUGUUCAUCCUCCUCCUUCUACGCCGUUUCCAAAGCCCACUUCUGCCCUCCUCCCUUCUCUCUGCUUGUUUUGGAACAAAUCUGGACAAAAUUGUGUUUUUCCGCCCCAAGCUCCCAUCUGUAAAUAGAAACAAAGAAAAUUGCUUUUUUUUAUUAUUCACGAGCCAUGUACAUAUAGUUUUCAUAUAAUUUUUCUAAAAACGAAAUAUAUGUAUAAUUAUAUAUAAAUAUAUAUAUGAAUGUUUGCCAUAUAUGCAUCUCCUGUCAGAGUGUGAGAAGAAUUCGUUCUUUCAAUUAACUAUGAAUUAGGGGAUGAUUUGCACAAAUCCAGGUGCUAACACAAAGCCAUCCAUCCAUCGUUGGGGUGCACAGACCCCUCUGUGCCCUGCAAGGCCAGCCUCUGCCCUGUUUGGGGGCUUCUCUUCCCUCCCCUGCUCUCCUGCAGCUUGUCUGUCCCCAUAUUUAUCACGGUGUGUGUGUCUGCGUGCUCGGGUGCCCUAUUGGAUUGUCCGUUGGCCCCAACACAGCUAGAGCCUGUCUGUGCAGGAAUCCUCCAUGUCCCGCACACACAUACCCUUCUCCUGCAGGGCUGUUGGCUCUGUGCCGCCUCUUUAGCAAUAUCUACUAGCAUGCAGGACCUCAGCAGAGUUGUGUGAGGCACCCCCGUGUGGCAGGCCAACUGAACAACAGCAGUGGAGGCUGUUAGACAGCGUGUUGUCUUGGAGAACUCCAUCGUCCACAGAAGGAAGGAGCAGAAUCUCGUACACCACUUCUGAUUUAAAAUGCCAGGAGAUAGAGAGAAACAACUGCUUCAGUAUUCACAAUAUACAUUUGUGCUCUUGACAACCAUUUUAAGAUUUAUUUUGUAAUGCACUGUUAUUGGUUUGACUUAAGAUUUAUUUGAGGUUAAAUAUCUCAUGGAGUGAUAACUGUGCCAAAAAGUAUUUGCCUUUGUACGUCUUACUUUUUUUGACAUGUAUUUGUUGAAAUUAAACAGUGUGUAAGAGCUGUUAGACUGUGCUGCCCCCUCCUGGCGAUUUUGAGUACUGCUAACAUUCGCUAAGAUCAUGACCAUUCCUGCUGUGUGUGUACAUGAUUUUGUAUGUAUUCAUAUAUAUUUUGACGAUAUGCCUGUGCAGGUAGUGGACAAAACAAAAAGCAUUAAAAGGUCAUACCACACUUGUAUACAGUUACACGGCUACCCCAUGUAUGUAUGUAAAAGCUGCUUGUUUUAACUCCCACAAACAUCCUAAUGGAAUCCGAAUGGUUCUGGUGGAUCUGAAUGUCUGCGAGUUGGGAUCUGGUGACCUCGGCCAGGGUGGAGUCGACUUGGACUGAAGGAAGAGAGAUGCUGGUGCAGAUGGAUGUGGGGGCAGGCUGUAAGGAGUGUGGGUGCACCAUGUGUGGUACCUCUUCAGGGAAGACUACGGCCCUCCGGAGACUGGGGGCUUGUAGUCUAGCUGCCGACAUUGAGCUCAGCGUACGGCAACCCCACUGCUCCCCCCCAGCCAAUAGACAGUGUGGCACACUUCCCUGUCACAUGAUGCGUGUCCAAUGAUGCGCCCUGCUUUCCAGGCUUGGCACUCUCCACUCCGCAGGUUGGCGUCCUCACCAGAGUCCCGUGUCCUCGUUCCUUAUCACCAUCAAACCGUAUCCGUGAGACGGACCCGCCCUGGACUCACAGGCACCGCACAGUGUCAGCUGCCACCAGCCCGGACGCACCGCGUGGCCACACGCCCACUGACAUUUAGUUGUUGUGAAUUUCUUUGUUUGUCCACUACCUCUAUAUAAACACACUGCCUGCUUUUGUGGGAUUUUCAUUAAGAUACUGCUUCAUAUUCUGUGCAAAGUAUGACAGUAUUGUUGGUUUACAGUACAGUAAGUUUUUGAAAAAGGAAUUUUAGUCUGGUGGCUUUUCCUGUUUGAUUUCCACUGCUUUCCAGAAAGAGGAGAUGGGGCGUAUACUCAGAAAGGAGGAAUGCAGUUCAGGUUCAUGUUGUGUCUCUGGGACUUACGGCCUUUCAAAUAGCUUCUUGUUUAAUUAAUUGUGUUAUUUCCCGAUCCGAUACCAUAUCAAAAUGAAAGUGUCAUUUACUUUGUCUGGUAGGGUGUGAUUGUGUCGAUGCUACUGAAGAAGCACAGGACUCUUGCUGGUCCCACACGGCCGGCUUUUUCUGGUGUUGCUGAGCUGCUGUAGGAGGGUAAGCAGGUAGGAGCCUAAAUGAGCCCAGUUUCUCCCUCAAAGAAAUCCUAGGGAAUUAUGGGUCGUAGCUGGAACACUUUUGCUCUGGGAUAUAAAAUUAUUUGUGGAAUGUGCAUAUAUACAGACAUGGAGUCAUAACUGAUGUGAACUGACCUUUAGGGAGAGUUUUGGUCACCAAAGCUGACCUGAGAUCAGUCUGCUCAGUUUAAUGUGGAAAUUGCCUUUGCCUUAAUGAUUGGCUCUGGUGUCCAGCUUUAAUGCCGUUUAAAUGUUCGCCUCUGAUCCUCACCCAUCUGGAUCUGGCAGAGACAGUACUGCUGCUUUAUUUUAAAUGAGAAGCAGGCAGAGGCUUAGACCAUGUCGUGAAAAGAGAAGGGAAAGUCAUUCAGCCAGAUUGCUGGCGUUAUAAUACAGAGUCGGUCUGACAGCGUAAUACUCUAGGAUGCUCCAGUAUGCACGAAAAGGCCGUUUGUCUUUCCAUUGUUAACAGUUAUUGGGCUAAAUUUUAUGCCUGGGUCAAAAAAAAAAAGAAUAUGUCAAUGGAGGAUUCUGUUUAAAAAUCAGGUUUGGACUUUCAGCACUUUCCAAUAAUUCGUACAUUUUAUUCUGCGAGUGACACGUGUGCAGUGGCAGGAUAAACGGGCCCGGAAGCUUUCUAAUAGUAGUUAUGUUAUGGUUGUGAAAAACAUUUAGCCGGUCAGCUGCUGUAACCCUGUUAGUUGGUGGUGCAAUAAAACUGUCACUGCACUUAUAAGUACAAGCUGCAAUAUAUAAAACGCUGGAUUAGCGAUAGCGUCGGGGCUCAGGUGCACCUGCAGCUCGCCAGACACAGCGGGGAAUCCCCCGUAUGGCUCAUCCACCGUGUGACACUAUUACACGCAGCGGUGUGUGUUUUUCACCCGUUCACGUCAGCAUUGCGGGCCGAGAGAGGCGCUUCUGUGAAUGUAUUAAGCUGAAGGUCUGUGAUCUCCCAGCACACGGUGAUCACUCAUUCGCUGUUAAUACCCCCAAAGUCAAUGUUUCAUAAGCUUUUCAAUUAAUGUGGUGUGAUAUAGCGGUAGAAGAUGUUAGGCUAAAUGAUUGAAAAUUAAUAUUUUAAAUAAUUUGUUAAAGUAGAACAGCGUUUUUUUUUUACUUUUAAUUAGAGUCAUGACAGUUGGAUUAAAGAAUGCAAUGACGAUGGAAAGCCUGCAGGUGGCAGCAGGAACUCUAGCCAGAAUGGUUUUGAAAUUUUAACUCUGGCUCUGCAAUACACGAAUAAUGCGAUCAGUUGUUCUGGGUUUCCCUGCUGUCCCUUGACGGUGUCUAUGCAGGGUGUCCGAAGCAAUUCUACACUCUUUAUUCGGCUCCAAACACUCUCCCUAACUUACCCGAGGGAUUUAGGCUUUUUUCUAAGACGUUAUUCACACGAACAUGAAUCUGAGGUGUAAAAUGAGCCCUCGGACCCCCUUGUGAUAUUUACACUAAAGAGAUAUAUGUUUGUUAUAUCAUGUAAUAAAUUUAUUAUUGAAAUCA